This is a messenger RNA of Corythoichthys intestinalis (scribbled pipefish), 6214 nucleotides long. RefSeq names its product fibroblast growth factor 18a (gene fgf18a). The record is from RefSeq and is a predicted model, not a curated record. Gene Ontology annotation, biological process: animal organ morphogenesis; fibroblast growth factor receptor signaling pathway; regulation of cell migration. The coding region runs from base 346 to 975 and encodes 209 amino acids. NCBI's taxonomy places the organism in Eukaryota, Metazoa, Chordata, Actinopteri, Syngnathiformes, Syngnathidae. Gene Ontology annotation, cellular component: cytoplasm. Gene Ontology annotation, molecular function: growth factor activity; fibroblast growth factor receptor binding. The transcript has 5 exons.
AUUGCGCGCGAGCUCACCGGUCUUUUUGGGAGUUACAGCGCGUGAUUUCACCUGUUCUCGCCUCUGUCGUGGGCGCGCAUCAUUUUUUUGGCUCCGCCCACUCACAGCUGUUCGAGGUUGCCCUGCGGUCACAGUGGCCCGGCUCCUCCGGCCUCAAAUCCAACUAUUUAUUAUCCGCGCUGUGGGGAAGCGCCGAUGCCAACUGGAGUGGCCGCUGACUCUUUGACUCUGCCUAACAGCCGCCGGAUUUCAACCGCAGAGGCCGACUCUCCGGACUGUCGGACUGGCUCGGGCCGAGCGAGGAGACCGUCUCUGGGCCAAGUUCCAUAGUGGAGGGGGGAAGCGAUGUGGUCCCUUCUUUCCACGCUGACCGUCUUAUGUAUCCAGAUGUUGCUGGUGAUGUGCAAUCCAUUACAGGUACUCGGUGUGGAUGGAGUCAACUUCAGCGUGCAUGUGGAGAACCAGACGCAGGUGCGAGACACCAUGAGUCGACGACACCAUCGGGUUUACCAGCUCUACAGUCGCACCAGCGGCAAACACGUCCAAGUGAUGGGACGCCGAAUCAGUGCCCGUGGAGAAGAUGGGGACAAAUAUGCCCAGCUCGUAGUGGAGGCAGACACCUUUGGUAGUCAGGUGAGAAUCCGGGGCAAAGAAACCAACUACUACCUGUGCAUGAACCGCAGGGGAAAGCUGGUAGGAAAGAAGGCCAGCAACAGAAGCGCCGACUGCGUCUUUGUGGAAAAGGUCCUGGAAAACCACUACACCGCUCUAAUGUCGGCACGCUACGCGGGGUGGUAUGUGGGCUUCACGAAACGAGGGCGCCCUCGCCGCGGACCCCACACUCUCCCCAAUCAGCAGGAUGUACACUUCAUGAAGCGUUUCCCGCCAGGGGAGCAACCCGACCUCACCACGCCGUUCCGCUUUACCACCAUCGGCAAGAGAGGCAAGAGAGUGCGUACUACUGGACCGCGCUAGCGGCCUACGCUCAAACCAAAAAGCGUUCCUCUGAACAACUCGCUUUGCUGGGACAAACAUUGAGCAGAAACUCGACUUUACGCCAACUAUUUUGCCACUACAGCCCCAUUGUUGUAGAUCUUUUUUUUUUUUACCCGGGACCGACCGGACUCUUGGUGGUCCAUCACUGGAAGCGAUACGGACUCGGUCUGCUUCACUUCACAGACCGGAACUAUUGACAGAAUACCUGAAGGGCGGCCAAAAGAGGCUCCGCAAAGGUUCCACAUCCACACACAAAAAAAAAAACACAUGGCCGUUUUACAUCUCCUGCUGUGGACCAGCUGGACAGUAUCGAGACUGGAAUUACAACUGGACCAUACGGAGAGAGGACAAAGGUGGAAAGGGGUUAGUGAAUACUCCGUCUUAAGGGGAAAAGACGGCAAUGCAGAUUUAUCUGCACAGAUAAAGGACCAAUGUUGACAUGCGACGAUGCACUUACUCCUCUCACUGCUUAGUUGCUGGGAAGUUUUGAGAGCAAUUGGCGGAUGGGGGGACUCACAUAAUACAUGCAUGUCUGUAACGGGGGGAAAAAAACGAUUGUGUGUUUGUGUGAGUGCAUCGACAAGCAUGAAGGAAGCUAACUCCAACAACAUGGACCGAAGCUUUAGGAACUGGAAUGUGUAAAACAAAAGUAUGGAGCUAAAUUAAAGCCAAAAGUAUUGUAAUAUGAAAACAAGAUUGCAAAACAAAGAAGGUCAAAACUGAAAGUUGAAGGUUUCUUCUUUAAAACAUAAAAACACAAAUCAGUGGUACCUCGACAUUCUAAUUUCAUUCGUUCCAGGACCUGGUUUGCAUUUCAAAAUUGAGGUGGAUUUCUCCAUAAGAAUUGAAGGAAUCUGACCCUCUAGCCAGGAAUCGCGCCAGCCGACAAUCCGGCCAGAAGGCCAAACUCUAGGGCUGCAGCUAUCGAUUAUUUUAGUAGUCAAUUAAUCGUUGAACUAUUUAGUUCAAAUAAUCGAGCAAUCGGAUAAGGAGCAUAAAACAUUAAAAUACCUGAGCUGAGCUUCAAACUGUAUAAAAAAAUUGAAUAAAUGUACAACAAAAGAACAAUUGGCUAACUUACAUAACAAAAUUCCGUUAGCUCAAAUGCUAUAAAAUGCUAACUUUUUUUUAACAAUGCUCUUAACAAAUGGUUCAGAUACAUAUUCCCACAAAAAAACAGCUAAAUAUACCUAUAAACUAAAAUACGAAUGCAUUAAAAAAAAAAAAAACUUUAGCGCAAACAAAAACUUAUCUUAGGUUGGUCUUAACAGGGAGCAGCUGGAUUCAGCCAUGUAAAAUUAGGCAGACUAGAGGGCAGUGUGUCCACCCAAAUCAAUCAAGCUAAAUGCAAACACUUUCAAAAUAAACCACUAGAACACCACAUUAAUUAAAUGAAUACUCGAAGCAGUAAAAUUUAAUUUGAAUCUUUUUUUCUAAUCGAAUACUCGAGUUAAUCAAUAAGAAUAAUCUUAACCCUUUGAACUAUUUUGAAAGGUUUUAAGAAGGCUCACCGAAAACAACUUUACAAUUCAUUCAGGUCGACAGCAAACAAAACGGCAAGGCGAAACAGAAACACUCAGGCGGGGAGGCAAGGUCACCCUAUAACAUGUCAACAAAAGGUUCCCGAGAAAAAAUGACACGGAUUAGUUAAACAUUCAGUCUUUUGAAGGCUUUCGCUGGGCAGGCCGUGGGCAAGAAGAAGGGUGUGUUUGGUAUUAUUGUCUGUUUGUGGAUUGGACAGGAGGAUUUGGGAGUUACUGUUGUCUGGGCAAUGAGUUGUGUAGUAGGGUUGUGGAUUUUGCCACCUCAGGAGAGACAGCAAGAACCAAAAGUGGUAUUUGCCAUGUGGCAAAAUGGAUGUUGCCAUGUGGCUUUUUUUGCCAUGUGACAAAAUGGAUUUUGCCAUUUGGCGUUUUUAUUGCCAUAUUGCAAAAUGGAUUUUGCCAUUUGGCGUUUUUUAUUGCCAUAUUGCAAAAUGGAUUUUGCCAUUUAGCGUUUUUUAUUGCCAUAUUGCAAAAUGGAUUUUGCCUUUUUUUUUUUUUUUUUUGCCAUGUGGUCAAAUGGAUUUUGCCAUGUGGCUUUUUUGCCAUGUGACAAAAUGGAUUUUGCCAUCUGGCAAUUUUUAUUGCCAUGUGGGAAAAUUGAUUUUGCCAUUAGUCCUUAUUUUUCUUUUUUUUUUUUUUUUUUUUUUUUUAGCCAUGUGGCGUUUUUUGCCAUGUGGCAUUUUUUAUUGUCAUGUGGCAAAAUGGAUUUUGCCAUUAGUCUUUUUUUCCCCUCUUUUUCUAAGCCAUGUGGCAUUUUUUGCCAUGUGGCAAAAUGGAUUUUAGUUUGUGGCAUUUUUUUUGUUUUGGUCAUGUGGCAAAAAAAAAAAAAAAAAUGGAUUUGCUAUGUGGCAUUUUUUUGCCACAUGGUGAGAAAAAAAAUGUCACAAACUAAAAUCCAUUUAGUUUUGACAGCAAUCAAAACGGCAAGGCGAAACAGAAACACUCAGGCGUGGAGGCAAGGUCACCCUAUCACACAUCAACAAAAGGUUCCCGAAAAAAAAUGACCACGAUUAGUUAAACAUUUAGUCUUUGGAAGGCUUUCACGGGGCAGGACGUGGGCGGGAAGAAGGGUGUGUUUGGGAAUAUUGUCUUUUUGUGGAUUGGACAGGAGGAUUCGGGAGUUACUGUUGUCCGGGCAACUAGGGUUGUGGAUAUUGCCACCUCAGCGUCAAAGGGGCUCUUAUAGUCUUGUCACAACUUGUUAUCAGUUGGAUAUCGGGUGUUCUCCGGUGUUCCUUGUGUUGACACCAGCCCAAAAAUGUGCAAUGAAGUAGAACAAAAAAAACAUAUAAGUCUGUAGGCGGGGUUUGACUUUUGUAGGAGGUGGGAGGGGGCAAAACAUGUUGAUGACCCCAAAACGAAGUGUCAGCAAUGAAGUUAACUUACAAUAUAUGUACUCUACAUAAGGUCCGUGUACCUUUUAGCCAUUCGUUUUUCCUUGAAAUUCUGGAAAACAAAAAAACGAAAAUGAGCCCAAUUUUAGCUUUUAAGUGUGUUAGCAAAAAACUAGAAAUGAAUUGUUUCCCGUUUAAAAAGUGGUAAUUCAAUAACAGAAAACAAGCUAAGGCUCGUUUUCUGUUACUGAAUUACCAGUUUUUCCAAUUAUUUUACCGUUUUUUAAUUGCUUUUUUUAAUUACUUUAAAUACGUUUUUAAUUUUGAAUGGCUGUUUUUUUCAAUGUCAGUUUAUUGAACUGAAGUUGAAAAACAAAAUAUGCGCAAUAUUUGUUUUCGUAAUAUUAAUUUAUAAGAAUUCAUUAAGCCAACACUGUGUAUCGUUUCAUUUUUGUUCGAUUUUAGUGACACUGGUGGACAAUAGCGGUGGUGUCUUGCCUUAAGCAAGACCACAUUUCCCAUGAGGACCAGUGCACACCCGCACAGUGUCGUAAAAUCAUGAUCUGCAGAUGUAUUAAACGACAUUUAUGUUUCCAGCAGCUGUGUUAAGGAUGAAUAGUAAUAAGGUAAUGAAUCCAGUUGUGACUAAACAGUAGCAUAUGAUGGUUAGCAACCGUGUGGCUAAGGAACAUCCUUUGGAGAUUUGGCCACAAAUCCCCAAAUCACCAUAACUAAGUUUGUUUCAGUUUGAAACUGGAAAAAAGAAAAGAUCUGAAAGUGGGGAAAAACAUAUAUAUUAGGGCUGUCAAACAAUUAACAUUUUUAACCGAGUUAAUCACAGCUUAAAAAUUUAUUAAUUGUAAUUAAUUGCAAUUUAAACCAUCUAUAAAAUAUGCCAUAUUUUUAUGUAAAUUAUUGUUGUAACGGAAAGAAAAGACACAAGACGGUUAUAUACAUUCAACAUACUGUACAUAAGUACUGUAUUUGUUUAUUAUAACAAUAAAUCAACAAGAUGGCAUUAACAUUAUUAACAUUGUGUUAAAACGAUCCAUGGAUAGAAAGACUUGUAGUUCUUAAAAGAUAAAUGUUAGUACAAGUUGUAGAAAUGUUAUAUUAAAACCCCUCUUAAUGUUUUUGUUUUAAUAAAAUUUGUACAAUUUUCAAACAAAAAAUAAACUAGUAGCUCGCCAUUGUUGAUGUCAAUAUUUACACAAUGCUCAUGGUGCUGAAACCUAUAAAAUCAGUCGCACCCAAGCGCCAGCAGAGGGCGACAAAACACCAUUUAACACAAGUAACAAAUGGACAUGACACUGCUGUCAUUUUAAUCUGUUUGAGCGGGGCAUGUGCGUUAAAUGCGUCAAAUAUUUUAACGUGAUUAAUUAAACAAAUUAAUUACUGCCCGUUAACGCGAUAAUUCUGACAGCCCUAAUAUAUAUAUAUGUAUUGAAACUGAAAAAAUAAGAUUUGAAAGUGAAAAAUAAUUUCAUGAACAUGCAAAUAUCAAUUUUGUAACUGGAUAAAAACAUGUUUUUAUGUUUUAAAAGAUAUAAGAACAAGCCUUUAACUUUCCGUUCCAACAGUCUUUUUAAUCUUUGAUAGCACUUUAUUUGACAGUGUGUUCAUAACACUGUCAUAAGACAGUCAUAUUUAUGACAUGACAAUUAUGAGCAUUAACAAAUGCUUAUGACAAUUGUCAUAAAGUGUCAAUUUUUCUCACUAGUAACUUUUAUGUCCAGUCCACAUCUUUUACAUCCAUUUAAAAGUAACAUAUGAUAUCUGUCAUAAUUAAUUCAUACUUGUGACCGUGUCCUAUGACAAUCAUAUGACGCCGCUGUCAAAUACAGUCAUAAUGCAAUCUAUUCUCUUUUUUCAGUUCACAAUACUUUUAGCUUUGAUUUAGCUCCAUACAAACGUACCAAAAAAAAAAAACAACAACCAGCCAAUCAUAGAACACAAAACCAAAGACAACCGAGGGCCUUCUUCAGGACUCCUCCCCCUGUUCACGGCACCCUCUGCUCGGAGGUGACACCAGGGAAGAUGCCUUCUCCAUGGAAACAACCCCGCGGGAGAGGAUGCUCACGUGCGAUGCCGUGGAUACCGAACGCUGCUAUCGGGACAUUCAUUGGACCAAAAAAAAAAAACAUUUCAUGCAUUACACCAAGGAGAACAAAAUAUUAAAGGGAACAAUUUAUUGAAAGCUAUAUAUAUUAUAUAUAUGAAAAAGAAGACGGAAAGCCUGAAUAAGCAAUCUUCUACGACGGUUAGUCUAAUUAUAAUGAUAAAACUAUUUCAUUUAUUUAUUUCAGCUAUGUGUGCAGCAGUCUUUCUCGACUCAGUAAA